GACGUGGCCAACGGGCUGCUGCACUGACUCCACUGUGAGCCUGUCAAACACAACCAACACAGCCAACAUGGCGGACUGGGACGCUGACAACUUCGAGCCGGAGGAGCCGAUUAAAAAGGCGGCAGCGCUGGACAAAUGGGAAGGCGAAGACGAAGAGGAAGAGGUUAAGGACAAUUGGGAUGAUGAUGAAGAAGAAGAGGAGAAAAAAGUAGCGGUUACAAAACUAGAGACAAAGGUUUCUGAAAAGAAAAAGUUGAGUGAGAAGAUCAAAGAGAAAGAAAAUAGGUUAAAGAAAAAGCAACAGGAGCUAAAAGACAUGCAAGAAAAAGAAGUGAAUCUCAACCCUGAAGAACAACUUGCAGAGAAGUUAAGAGUGAAGAAGUUACAGGAAGAUGCAGACUUGGAGCUUGCAAAGGAUGCGUUUGGUAUUAGCAGCACUUCAAACAGUGUCACUGGGAUUGACACCAUGUGUCCAUCUUCCAAAGAAGAUUUUACAGAGUUUGAAAAAUUGCUGAAGGAAAAGAUAUCCCAGUUUGAAAAAUCUGUGCAUUAUUCAAGUUUCUUGGAUUCAUUGUUUCGGGAACUCUGUAUUUCAUUGGAAGUAGAUGACUUGAAGAAAAUCAGUAAUUCCCUGUCAGUCCUACUUAGUGAAAAACAGAAACAAGAAAAACAAAACAAAGGAAAGAAAAAGAAGAAAGGUGUGUUACCCGGAGGAGGUUUGAAAGCACAGAUGAGAGACGACCUUGACUAUGCAGAGUUUGAUGGUGGCUACGCCCAAGACUAUGAGGACUUCAUGUGACACUGGCUCCAUCACCACUGCCCUUUCCCCUCCCAGCCCUCAGAAAUGCAGCUGUACCUUCUCAUGCUGUCCAGUGCCAUCCUGGAAAAUCUGAACUAUGUGUUGCCCCUUCAUUUUGCUUAAAUGACCAGAGGGACUAUAAUACCAGGGAGCAUCCAGUCUCACAAACUCUUUACGUUGAUACAUAUGGAAUUGCCUUUUCUCUGUUCUGAUUCAGCCUCGGCUCACAUAUAAUCUUGUAGUAUCUGUUGGGUGACCCAGCUUCAGUGAGGAAUACAUUAUAAUUGCUGUUGUCUGACUUUUUUGCGGGGUUCAUUUCUUUAAAUGUUGCUCCUGACAAAAUGACAGAUACAGUAUUACAGUUCUAAGAGUAGUGACAUAGAAACACAAGGUUCUAUGCAAAUUCUUAAACCAGAAUGUCAUGUGUAUAUAUUAUAGGUCUCACUUACCUGUGGAUGGAUCUUUACAGGAAAGUAUAUAGUAUCUAUAACUUGGUUGCCAAAUGCGGAACAAUUAUUCAGUACAUUAGUCAUCUUUAUCUCUGGACAGGUUGCACUGUAGGUUAUUGGAAACGGACGCAACAUGUACAUUAAGGAAUAGCGGUAAUUUUACAGAGAGCACAUGACAUUCGCUAAGAUAAAAGGGAUAGAUGAGUAUAAUAAAUGUGACUUCAAAACCUCACAGCCAUUCUCUUGAUACAUCUCUGGAAUAUCCUUGAAAAUUUGGAGCAAAGAGAGCUAAUAGGUAUUUUUUGUGCAUGACAAAUGUAAUUUACUAAUUUGAUUUCUACUAAUGCAGAAAAAGUAUGUAUUGGGCAAGUAGGUUAACUUGCUACAACUGGUCUCCUAAUCAUUGCUUCUGCAGGCUUGUACCAAGUGUGAGGAGUGGAGGCUUCUGGGCCUUAAGCUACCAUGUCUUCAUAUGGGCCACAAUUAGGUGAAAGGGGCAUAUUUUUCCUUUUCUAGCAAUUGACAAAGUUCAAUGUUACAUGGACAAUUGGGUACAUACAAUGUGGAAGAUACAGCAUCUGCAGUGUUUUAUAAGCAUCUAAUUUAAUAAAUCACUGGUCAAAAGGA
Molecule: messenger RNA, 1875 nt
Organism: Sphaeramia orbicularis (orbiculate cardinalfish)
Lineage: Eukaryota; Metazoa; Chordata; Actinopteri; Kurtiformes; Apogonidae
Gene: eif3jb
Product: eukaryotic translation initiation factor 3, subunit Jb
Exons: 8
Coding region: 68-799 (243 amino acids)
Cellular component (GO): eukaryotic translation initiation factor 3 complex; cytoplasm
Molecular function (GO): translation initiation factor activity
Source: RefSeq, a predicted model, not a curated record